CAGGUCUCGAGAUUUUAAAUAUUUUAGUCGAUUGAUAAACCGAAGUUAUAAGGAGACCGUAACCAUUUUGAUCUAAUCUCUUCUACCACUUUUCAGUUUUCGCUUCAUUGCUCUUGCAAUUCUCAAAGGGAAGAACCCUAUUAAAUUUGUUGGAGAAAUUAGAGGAGUUGUGCUUGGAAUUGAUCAAGGAUUGGUGCUGUGAACAUUUAAUGGACUGGGAAUGAGAGAUAUUAUUGGUCAGGCAGUCGCGUGCAUCUCAUCAUGGAGAAAGGAAAUGGAUGUUGCUUCUCCAUAAUGACAAUGCCUAAUCUUAUUGUCGUCCUCAUCGCCAUUAUCGUCAUCUUUGUUAUUCGUAUUUUGUUCGUUAUACAUCAAAGCAGGAAACCUCUUCAUAACUUACCUCCAAAAGCUGUCAGCACCCUAAUUGUUCUAGGUUCAGGCGGUCACACGGCUGAGAUGAUUAAUCUCAUUCGUGUGCUUCAAAUGGAAAGGUUUACACCGCGAGUCUAUGUAGCAGCUUCAACUGAUAAUAUGAGUCUUCAGAAAGCUCAAGUACUGGAAGCCUCUAUGGUUGAUCAGGCAGGUCCCAACAAGCUAAGGGAAACAGCUCAGUUCAUGCAAAUUUACCGAAGUCGAGAAGUAGGUCAAUCAUAUUUAACAUCAAUAGGGACAACAGUAAUUGCUUUGGUCCAUGCUCUAUUCUUGAUGAUAAAAUUCAGGCCUCAAGUGAUCCUAUGCAACGGCCCCGGAACUUGUUUUCCUCUCUGCGUAAUUGCGUUCAUAUUUAAGGUACUUGGGAUUAGAUGGUCAUCCAUAUUUUAUGUUGAAAGUAUCGCAAGGGUGAAGAGGUUGUCUUUAAGUGGCCUUCUUCUUUACAAGCUGCAAAUCGCCGAUCUCAUUUUUGUCCAAUGGCCUCACCUACAAAAGAAAUAUCCCCGAACUCACUACGUUGGUUGUCUCAUGUAGUAAUGGUUGAAUGUCUAUUGCCCAUAAUAGGUAUUUGUCUCACACCGUACACUUCCUUCUUUCAGCAAUCUGGUUUAAUCAUUACCUAGAUUCUACUGUAUUUUUCCUUUCUGUUUCUUCGAGUACACUAUGAAAUAAGCAACCUUUACACAGAAUUUGAUCAAAAGAAAAAAAUUAGUUGGAUUUGUUAUUGUCAAUAUAUAAUGCUGGGUAGUGCACACCAUGUUUCCAUA
Molecule: messenger RNA, 1199 nt
Organism: Papaver somniferum (opium poppy)
Lineage: Eukaryota; Viridiplantae; Streptophyta; Magnoliopsida; Ranunculales; Papaveraceae
Product: UDP-N-acetylglucosamine transferase subunit ALG14-like
Exons: 6
Coding region: 262-966 (234 amino acids)
Biological process (GO): dolichol-linked oligosaccharide biosynthetic process
Cellular component (GO): UDP-N-acetylglucosamine transferase complex
Source: RefSeq, a predicted model, not a curated record